AUGCCGGACGCGGAGCGCGGCGCGCGGCGUGGAAGCGCAGACCAUGAGGCCCAGACGGACCUCGUAUACCUACACUCGUACAUGGACCGCGCACGCGCGUGCACGCGCCGCGCUGAUACGCCCGGCCAGAUGAGCACGCCGCAGGCGGAGCGCGGCGUGCUCGAGCAGGUGGUGCCUGAAGACGACCCCAAGAAGCGCAUGGAGUGGCAGAAGAUGCUGCGCUCCGUGCUGGAGAGCGAGGUGCUAUCGUCCGAGACGAAGCGCAUCACUGCGGCGGAUGCGGCGAUACGCUCGCCGGCCGAGCAGAUGCACCGCCUGUGGCUAAGCCUGCAUGCGAUCCAGGCGGGCCAUGCGCAUGGGCGCGACGACCCCGAGGCCGAGGAGCACCUGCUGCAGAAGGAGCGCGAGGUGGCUGUGCCCGCGCUCAUGCAGGCCGUGGAGGAGUUUGCCGUCGCGCCCGACGAGGACGCGGACGCUGUGUUUGCGCGCGUCGGCCAGCUGAUCGACGACGUGCAGCAGGCCAAGCGCCUCUUUCCCUCGUUGCGGCAGAUGGCGGCCUUGUUCCCUGACUGGGUGCAGCCGCCGCUGCAGACUAAGCUGAACGCACUCAGUGCAUGGCACAAUGUCACGCGCGAGCUGAAGUCGCAGGCGGGUCUGCUGCGCGGCUGGUCCGGCAGCCUCACAUCGCCCGGCGGCGCACUGCGUCCUGCACUGGAGGCCCUGCUCCCGGGCGACGCGGACCGCGACCGCACUGUGGUGCAGCGCCUUUCGCUCGAAGGGAACGUGCAGCAGACAUUCGAGCAGCGCACGCUGCGUCGGCUCCGCAUGCUUGUGGAAAAGACGCACGAGACGCUGCGGACGCACCACGCGCUGCUCGAGAAGAUUGGCCUGCCGUCGUUUGAGCCGCAUGUGCUGCCGCUCGUGCGCUUUCCCAUGUGGCUCGCUGAGGCCGCGCUGCGGCAGCGGCUGGAGUAUGCGGACAAGCUGCGCGAGCCGAGCGUGCUGCUGGUCGACUCGCUUGCGGACGAUCUGCGCGCGGCGCUCGCGCUCGCGUGCCGCAUCAAGUCGCAGUACAUGCAGCUUACGGUGCCCGAGCCGGACAUUGGCUGGAGCCUGCCGCUCAAGAGCGACGACAGCUUUGAUGCGGCCGUGUGCUCGGCACUGCAUUUCUUCUUCCGCCUCCUGCACUUCCGCCUGAAGAGUGCGCCCUUCUUCAAGGAGGUCGACGUGAUUGAGCCCGAGUGGCACUUUCUGUCGCAGGCCGUACGCGUCGUGCCCGGCGCCGACAUCAUUGUCGCACACAAGAUGGCAGGCAUGGUCAACCGCCUGUUUGCGCGCCUUAUGGCCUACUUUCAAAAGGAGCUGCAGCUUCCGGAGGCCGCGCGUGAGGCGCCGCCGCACGCCUCGCGGCAGUCGCCGCUGCCCGUGCAGGACAUGACGCGCAGUAUCCACGCGGUGUUCAACCACACGCGCAUGCGCAGUCGGCGCCUCACUGGUUUUGCGCGCCGCCUGCGCAGCACGCUCGAGUGCGCGUGCGAGUACGACUUGCGCGCGCUGCGCAGCCACCCGUCGUACGAUCUACACACGCUCCUCCAGACGCUCCUGCAGGCCGACUACUUCCUCGUAUACACAACGUCGUUUGAGGAGCGUGGUGUCUUUGUUCUCGCUGAGCCGAGCCUGCACGAUAAGCCGCAUACAAUCCAGGACCUGCUCUUCCAGUGCGUGCGCGCGAGCGGCCGCUCGAACGAAGAAGGCACGCCGCUCAUGGCCGCCGAUGUAGGCGCGACGCCCCCCUACCUGCUGCUGCUCACGCCGUGCGAGCCGUUUUUGUGGACAGGGCGUGUCAUGACGCUGACGCUCCCGUGGAUCGACGUCGACCUCAAGGAGCAGCGUCUGCGCCUCGUCGCCGAUGGCGCAGGGCCGUACCUCGAGCAGGCCAAGCGGCACCUCGCGCACCACUUUGCAGCGGGCACGCCGACGGGCGAGAUGCCGUCCGCCUUUCCCUUGCAGACCGUGUACGAUCGCAUGUCGCACCUGGGCAUGCUGCAGCACGAGCUCAAGCUCAUGUCCAAGGCAGGGUACGUGCUCACCGACCAGGUCGUGCACGCCGUCCCCGUGAUUCGGCAGCAGAUGCUGCGCCUGCGCCCACUGGCGCCGGCGGACCGUGCGGCAUGCGACGAGCUCGUCCAGAUGUGCUUCAGUAUGGCGUUUGACCAUGGCGCGCGGGGCCUCGGCUAUGUACAGAGCGUGCGCCUCAACUCGCUCCUAUCGACUGCGCUCGCGCAGCUCUCUGUCGAGUGGAUCGGCUUUGUUUGUGACGACUGUGUGCUCACCGAGCGCCGCACAUUCAAGUGGGCCGUCUCGGCGCUGGAGAACGCCAUGAACAUGACACUCGGCGAGAACAUCUUCCUGCUCAGCGAGCACGAGUUCUUCCAGCUGCGCAGCCGCGUAUCGAGCUGCAUGGCCCUGCUCAUCUCGCACUUUGAUAUCCUCGGCGCACGCAGCAAUGCCGUCAAGGAGCAGGAGCAGCGGCGCGCCCAGAUUGAGCGCGAGGGCGCGCAGAUGUACCGCGGCCCUGACGCGGCCGAGCAUGAACGACAGCUCUCGGAGCGCCGCGUCGCCGCGCUCAGCGAGUGCGACCGCGCACGCGAGGCCGUGCUGGCCGAGCGGCAAGUCAUCGGACGCGUGCUGGACGAUACGCGCAUGGAGGACCGGGGGCUGCAGCUGCUCGCGUCCAAGGGCGUGCACAUGCGCUGGCAGCAGGGCCGCUUUAUCGGCAGCGGCACGUUCGGCACUGUGUUCCUCGGCGUAAACCUCGACACAGGUGGCCUCAUGGCCGUCAAGGAGAUCCGCUUCCAGGAGCUGACCAGCUCGCCGAGCCUCUACAAGCAGAUCCACGACGAAAUGCACGUGAUGGAAAUGCUGCGCCACCCCAACAUUGUCGAGUACUACGGCAUCGAGGUGCACCGCGAGAAGGUGUACAUAUUUGAGGAGUACUGCCAGGGCGGCAGCCUCGCGCAGCUGCUCGAGCAUGGGCGCAUCGAGGACGAGAUUGUGCUGCAGGUCUACACGCUCCAGAUGCUCGACGGCCUCAUGUACCUGCACUCGAAGGGCGUCGUGCACCGCGAUAUCAAGCCCGAGAACAUCCUGCUCGACCAUAUGGGCGUCAUCAAGUUCGUCGACUUUGGCGCGGCCAAGGUCCUCUCGAAGAACUCGCGCACACUCAACGCGUCGCGCCGGGGGCCGCACGCGCCAUCGGGCGAGCAGCUGCAGAGCCUCCAGGGCACGCCGAUGUACAUGAGCCCCGAGGUCGUGCGUGGCGAGCACAACGGCCGCGAAGGCGCGAUGGAUAUCUGGAGCUUGGGAUGUGUUGUCCUCGAGUGCGUCAAGGGCCAGCGCCCAUGGGCCCAGCUCGACAACGAGUGGGCCAUCAUGUUCCACAUCGGCAUGGCACAGCAGCACCCCGCCCUCCCCGACGAGAGCCAGCUCAGUGCACUCGGUAUCGACUUUUUGCGGCAGUGCCUCACGAUCGAUCCCUUUCUCCGCCCCACGGCCGUGGAGCUGCGCCAGCACGAGUGGAUCCGCGGCCUCGUCGAGGAGCUGCACGUGGAAGCCGAAGCGGAGGAGGCCGAGGCCCUCGCUGCAGCGCGAGAAGAAGAGGAGCGCGAGCCCGUCACGCCGGCCCCGCCCGAGCCAGGGCACCCCAGCCACCGCCAUCCCGGCUACGAGGCCCUGGUGGCCGAUGUGCAGUACCGCCGCGAGGGCCAGCAGAUCAAGGCCAUGCUCGCGCCCGACUAG
Messenger RNA from Malassezia sympodialis ATCC 42132, 3798 nucleotides. RefSeq names its product mitogen-activated protein kinase kinase kinase. Gene Ontology annotation, molecular function: ATP binding; protein kinase activity. Gene Ontology annotation, biological process: protein phosphorylation; p38MAPK cascade. The record is from RefSeq and is a predicted model, not a curated record. Lineage: Eukaryota; Fungi; Basidiomycota; Malasseziomycetes; Malasseziales; Malasseziaceae.